AUGUCAACUACGCUAUGCCGCGACUUAUUACCCAAAGAUGAUCACGAACAAGAUGUGAACGGUGAUUUGAUCGAAUUCUGCGAGUUUAGUUCCCGCCGUGUGAACUUUUCCAGAGCAUCCUCAACUGACACCGAAGAGGAAUCGUGGGAAUCUGACGGAGAAGAGGAUCCCAUUGAGCGCCCUGAAUUCCCCGAAUUUGAGUCAAAACUUACUGAGGCGAUACGCGCCCUCGGUGGUUUUGUUUUCCCCAAGCUGAACUGGAGCUCCCCAAAGGACGCUUCAUGGAUGCUGUGUGGAAAUUCGAUGAAAUGCAACAGCUUCUCGGAUGUUUAUCUUCUCCUCAAAGCUUCCGAUUUCGUCGCACAUGACCUCGUCGCACCAUUUGCUUUGUGUACAGAUGUUUCGGUGGAUCAGCUGGUUGAUAAACCACCGAGUUUUAAACAUGUGCUCGUCCUUCGACGUUGGGCGGAGAUGAGGCCAGACGGAGAAUUCCGGUGCUUCGUGCGAGAAAACAGACUGAUCGCGAUAUCGCAGCGAAUAUGCGACGCUUAUUUCUCUUCAAUAGCCACACAUGCCGACCGCAUCAAGCAGGCAUUGUGCUCUUUCUUCUCAAAACGGAUCCAUGGAAAAUUCCCCUUAGACGACUACGCCGUUGAUUUGUACUGCGAGUUUACGCAACCAACAACUGCUAUCAGCGGGAUCAAAGUGGUCGAUUUUAACGUGUUUGGAGAUCCAACGGAACCUUUAUUGUUCUCGUGGUCCGAACUCGAGAACACAUAUCCGUUGGAAACAGAUUUUCUUCCCUUGUUCCGAUACCAGGAGGAUCGGUCCAUUCGACCAAGCGUCUUCAAGCAGUACUCGGUGCCCUCCGACCUAGUGGACAUUGCCUCAGGAUCCGACCCGAACAAGCUGAUGGACUUCGUUCAAAGGUGCGUUGAAGAACAGAAAAAGUAAACGGCGAAGAAAAAUAACAAUUGUUAUCUAUUUGUAUACAAUACACAGAUAUU
This is a messenger RNA of Dicrocoelium dendriticum, 1007 nucleotides long. Lineage: Eukaryota; Metazoa; Platyhelminthes; Trematoda; Plagiorchiida; Dicrocoeliidae. The record is from the annotation of a GenBank genome assembly.